Sycon ciliatum is the source of this 2650-nucleotide messenger RNA. RefSeq names its product sialate O-acetylesterase-like. The transcript has 2 exons. Lineage: Eukaryota; Metazoa; Porifera; Calcarea; Leucosolenida; Sycettidae. Gene Ontology annotation, molecular function: sialate O-acetylesterase activity. The record is from RefSeq and is a predicted model, not a curated record. Bases 164 to 1903 code for a protein of 579 amino acids. Gene Ontology annotation, biological process: carbohydrate metabolic process.
ACAAAAUCGGGCAAACUGGAGCCGGUUGCAGGGUAUUUCUUCAAUCAGAUAUUUUCCUGCAAUGAGAAGUGGAUGAUUCUUUCAGUUCUCUACUAUACUCCAAUCGGCUGAAGCAAAGAGGACACCGGAAAGAGGGAGAGGGUGUGUUGUGGGCGACUUGGACAUGAGGCGUUCGUGGUCUUUGUCUGCGGCACUCAGCAGUUAUCUUCUGCUGGUGCUGUAUUGCACGGGACCUUCAUCAGCGCUGUACCUCAAUGGCUUGUUCUCGGAUAACGCCAUCCUGCAGAUUGAGCGAGAGGAAAUCACCGCACCGCAGGCGAGGAUUUACGGCAGCACGUUCCUGAACGAGACGGUGAAGAUAACGGGCACGAACGGAUUUCCGUCGCUGCAGGCUAAACCCGUGGCUACACCGGACAGCGCACCCGAUGAGGGUCAGUGGAGCGUGACCGUACCUGCUCCUACAAAUGGCAAAACUGGACCGUUCGACAUCACUGUGACGUCCUUGGAUGCUACUGGUAAAGCGACUAACAGCUCGGAGUUCGGCAAUGUGUUCUUCGGUGACGUCAUUGUCUGCAGCGGCCAAUCCAACAUGGAGCUAUCAGUGAGGGCCACGGAUAAUGGAACGGAGGAGAUCGCGGCAGCCUCACAGUACGAGAGUAUCCACCUGUUCAACGUGGUACACAACGAAAGCAACUCGAGCAUCACAACGAUUGCCGGCACGUGGAAUGUGUCCAGCAAUGCUUCAGUGCCGAAUUUCAGUGCCGUGUGUUAUAUCACAGGCAGGAUGCUGACCGACUGGUUGCGUGUGAUCUACCCUGAUACAGUGAUGCAUGUCGGGUUGAUCGAGAGCAACAUCGGCGGUACAACGGUACACUUCUGGGCCCCGCCGGACGUCGGUCUGGCCUGCAACAAGACAGGCAUGCUGCCGUGGCAGGGUGAGUGUGCCCAGCAUGUAGCCGGCUGGUUGUGGAACGCCAUGAUCAACCCUAUGUCCAUGAGCGGUCAGGGAUACGCCAUCAUGGCUGCCAUGUACUACCAAGGUGAGGCGGACAGCGGUGAGAAUGAUCAUAUGAGCACGGCGGCGUACACAUGCGAGCUUGCCAACAUGAUCCGCUUCUGGCGCAAGGAGUGGAACCAGCCGGCCAUGCCCUUCGUCAACGUGCAGUUACCUGGUGGUGGGUACGGUGGCUGCAGUCCGGGGAACUACGAUGACGGCCUGACCAGCUGGGUGGGAAUACGCGCCGCACAGCAGAGGACGUCCCGGCUGGUACCCCACACCGGGAUGGUGGUCAGCGUGGACCAGGGCGGAGCGUUGCACUACCCUCACAAAUCCGAAGUUGCUCACCGCGCUUCGCUGUGGAUUCGGCAGCUGGCGUACGCCGACAGCAAGGCCAAUGCCCAGGGGCCUACGUUUCUCUAUGCAACCAAGGCAACGCCGGACGCCAUGGAGGUCAAGCUGCACUUUCACGUUACCAACGGUCCUCUCAAACUAGCCAGUGCAUGGACCUGUGAAAAGGUGAAGCCAUGCACAUGGCCGGCAGUCAACGUGACGUGCUGCGACGGCAACGCACCCUCAAUCGUGUCUGUGCGCCUGCACGGCAUCUACUACCACACCGACCGGCCCGGCCAUCACGGAGGUAACAUUUCCGAGACUUGGUCGUGGGUUCCCGCCACUAUUGACCUUGAUGCAGCUUCAAGCACGGCCACGGCAAAGCCAAUGCUACCGCCAGUGGGCACCAAGGGAUGGCCUGUUUAUUACAGUACCUACCUUGGCACGGAGGCAUUCUCCAUCGAAGCCGUCGUUGUCAACGCAAACGGCCGGCCAGGCUGCGCAAUUGUUGAUGCGAGUGGCAUUCCCGUGGGCACCUACGAGUCGACUCCUGUCCUUGUGGUGCCAGAAUAAAGAUACACGGAGUCUAGCCCUGUUCGUUUGGAAUUAGGAAGCGGAAUAGAAAGAUCAAUCUCUGUCUGGCUAUCAAAUUGGAGAUGCUUCAUCGAUACGGAGAAAAUUAUAUACAUUACAAUCUGCCGUUUCGAUGUCAGCACAAAAUGGACAUUACAGUUUCUAUUCAAUUUGAAGUUGACAAUUUAGACAGUUACUGAAAUAGGAAGGCAGACUUCAUGAUUCAGCCCCUUCUAAAUCCCUUUCAUAUCAUGUUCGGCACAAUUUCAAUUUUACGCUCGACCGAUGAUGAUUAUCGGGGAAAUACCCGCAUUCCCAAUAGCAGCUUUGCUUGCCGUCAGUUUAUAGCAAUGGUAGCAUUGAUACUCCGACAGAUUUACCAUAUUUUCAGUAGUCUUUCAAGUCUUUUGGACGGAAUGCACAUCACACACUCACUGUAUCAAACUGUAGAGUAGUUAGGUGGCUAACCGAGAGGAGCACCAUUCAUCUUUAACUCUCUGCCUGUACCUGAGCAGCAGGAGUAUAUAUACCCCUUUGUGUGUGCCACUGAAGAUUAUGUACAGCGGGCAAAGUAAGCUGCCUGAACUGGCAAAGUAAGCUGCCUGAACUGGCAAUGGGUGUGAAUGACGCACAGAACGAAUACCAGCAGAGCAGGUACUGGCCAGCAAGCUCAGUCUCAACAGGUUCUCAAAGUAAAAAUAUAUAUCAUCAUAGGUCAAGACGAAAUAAAUAUUUUCAAACUUCUCA